Messenger RNA from Lottia gigantea (owl limpet), 2874 nucleotides. RefSeq lists its product as hypothetical. Gene Ontology annotation, cellular component: plasma membrane; phosphatidylinositol 3-kinase complex; cytoplasm. Lineage: Eukaryota; Metazoa; Mollusca; Gastropoda; Lottiidae. The coding region runs from base 19 to 2196 and encodes 725 amino acids. The transcript is spliced from 18 exons. The record is from RefSeq and is a predicted model, not a curated record. Gene Ontology annotation, molecular function: 1-phosphatidylinositol-4-phosphate 3-kinase activity; 1-phosphatidylinositol-3-kinase activity; phosphatidylinositol binding. Gene Ontology annotation, biological process: cell migration; phosphatidylinositol-3-phosphate biosynthetic process; phosphatidylinositol 3-kinase/protein kinase B signal transduction.
AGAUAUGGUGCAGAAGAUAUGGAGAUACUAUGGCAGUAUAGAAAUUAUCUACAUGAAUAUAAAAACUUAUUACCUAGAAUAUUGAUGGCUGCUAAAAGUUGGGAUUGGGGAUGUUUAUCAGAGAUUUAUAAAUUGUUAGCAGACUGGCCACAACUUGAUCCAAUGGUAGCCUUCGAAUUACUCUUACCACAAUUUCCUGAUUUAAAAAUACGAGAAUUUGCUAUCAAUAUAAUUAGUAAAAUUAAUACAGAUGAUUUAGUGGAUUUUUUACCACAGUUAAUUCAGGCAUUAAAAUUUGAGAGUUACCACAAUUCAUCAUUAGCUCAGAUGUUAUUAGAACAGUCGUGUAAAAGUAUCAGAUUUGCUCAUCAAUUUUUCUGUUGUCGCUCUGUUGAUGAGUUCUGUCUUGAGAGUAGGGGUAUAUUAAGAAGAGAAUUACAAGUAUUAUAUGAAAGAUUUGAAGAGAAAGGGAGAUUAUUAAUGCCCUAUAAUCCUAGUAUAGAAGUUUGUGGUGUGGAUAUUAAGUCUUGUUCAUAUUUCACGUCCAAUGCCUUCCCUCUAAAACUGGUAUUUAAAAAUUCCAACCAAAAAGCUGAUCCUGUGUAUGCCAUGUACAAGGUUGGAGAUGAUCUGAGACAAGAUAUGUUGACGUUACAAAUGGUGAAUAUCAUGGAUCAACUGUGGUUAAAACAGAGUUUAGAUUUAAAGAUGAUUACCUUCUCUUGUCUCGCUACGGGACCUAAGAAAGGUAUAAUAGAAUUGGUAACUGAAUCUGAUACACUACGUAAAAUACAGAUAUCUAGUGGAGUAACAGGGUCGUUUAAAGAUAGACCUAUUAAAGAAUGGUUACAGAGACAUAAUCCUACAGAGCUAGAGUACAGAAAGGCAGUAGAGAAUUUUACGUAUUCGUGUGCUGGAUAUUGUGUAGCUACGUAUGUAUUAGGUGUAGGAGAUAGACAUAAUGAUAAUAUUAUGUUAAAACAAUCAGGUCAUCUCUUUCACAUUGAUUUCAGUAAAUUUCUCGGUGAUACUCAGAUGUUUGGGAGUUUUAAAAGAGACAGAGUACCGUUUGUAUUAACAUCUGAUAUGGUUUAUGUAAUCAACGACGGUGAAAAACAGACAGGGAAAUUCCAACAUUUUAUAGAUCUGUGUUCACAAGCUUUUAAUAUCCUCCGUAAACAUCAUGAUUUAUUCUACAGUCUUUUUAUGUUGAUGUCACGAUCAGGUAUUCCCGGUGUAACAGAGAAUGCUGCUCAAUAUGUGAAGAGAGCUUUAUUACCAGGACAGACUGAUGCUCAAGCUUCUUCUAUGUUCACCAGAAUGAUAGAAGAAAGUGUGAAAUCAGUUUUUACUCAAUUUAAUUUCUUCAUUCAUAACCUAGCUCAGUUAAAAUUCUCAAGUCACCAGGAGGGGGCUUUGUUAUCUUUCGUACCCAAAACUUACAGUCAACAAACUGAUGGUAAAAUUAUAGGGGUCAAGUUGUUUUCUAUACAAAAACGAUAUACACCAGAUAAACAUUAUAAGAGUAAGACCACACCCUAUUGUUUUAUCUAUUAUAGAAUGGUGUUAGGUAGAAGUAAUAUUAGAAGUGUAGCAGAAACCAGGAAAGUUGAAAUAGAACAAUUCCUGGAAUCAUUGUUAAUAAAAGCACCAGAAAUAUCCCAGUGUGAUUUAGUCUAUACAUUUUUUCACCCGUUAUUACGUGAUGAACAAGAAGAAGCUAGCAAGAUGAAUUAUUCCAAAUUAAGAGAACCAGUGGUGACCCCUACUAACUCUAUAACUUCUGGUAUCCAAGGUGAAAUUAAAUUAUCGUUACAUUAUAAAAAAGAUAAGUUUCACGUGAUGAUAAUACACGUUAGAAACCUGGUGAGUGAUUGUCGAGGAACAGAUUUACCCAGUCCCUACGUUAAGACGUAUUUAUUACCUGACCCAGAUAAACAAACAAAACGUAAAACUAAAAUUGCUAGAAGUUCAGCUAAUCCUACAUAUAAUGAACUGUUAGAAUAUAAGAUGUCAUUAGAACAGAUUAGAUUCCGUAUGUUACAAGUUACAGUCUGGGACCACGAUAGACUGGGAGAGAACAACUUCCUGGGCGCCGUCUAUCUUAAAUUACAUGAUUUAGAUCUAUCACAGGAAGACACCAGAUGGCAUCCAUUACAACGAUUACAAUUAACAAAUAAUAACUUCUUUUCUUGAUAGAUUUAUACACCUGAAGAGAUUGGGAAGAGUUUUUCUAAAUAUUUUAUGUGUAUCGAUGACACAGUUUGUAACAUUUACAAUUUUCAAUGAGACGUCUAUGGUCCACUAAACCUAAGUGUUGUUUGAUGACGAAACUAAUCAAAAAAGCUGCUUUUAAUAUAGAAGUGCCUUUGCCAUUGUGUUGUCAAACACUUAGUCUUUGUAGAAUUGCAGGAACCACAGACGCCUGAUUGAAAAUUUGAAUGGUGUAAAUUGAUGCUAUCAGUGUUCCCGAUACACAUACAAAAUUUAGUAAACCUCUUUACAAUCAUUUUACUUAAAGCAAUUUUAACCCUUUUAAGUUCAAAGUUCAUGACCACACAUUGUUGUCAGAAACUUAAUUUAACAAUGAUUGAAUCAUUCGUGAGAUUUGAUUGGUUGAUGUAAUGAGAAUAAUGAUUCUAAGACAUUUGAUUGGUUAAUAAUAAUGAAAAAAAAAUCAAAUGAAAUUUAAUUGGUUAAUUGAAAUUUCAAGAAAAAUAAUUAUGAUAUUAAUUCAUUAUAUUCCUGAUGACACUGUAAAAAAAACACUUGGUUAUUAUAAGUAUUUCAACAAUCAGACCAUAUUGUCGGCAGCUUACAGGAAAUGGAGUUUUACAUCCUACUUUUCUACACCAUGUUGGAUAAUGAAGACGG